Molecule: messenger RNA, 1688 nt
Organism: Vitrella brassicaformis
Lineage: Eukaryota; Vitrellaceae
Source: the annotation of a GenBank genome assembly
AUGCCUGGCAAGAUGACCAGCACUGCUGGACCGCACGGACUGAGCGGUGAGGAGAGCAACCACAGUGGGGCUGCGUUGAGACAUCUAUGUGGUGCCUGUGGUGUGUGCAGCUGUCGGAUUCAUCGAGCAGCUGGAGGCCAUGGGCUGCCAGGUGGCAUACAGCGGCGGCAGCACGUGAGUGACGGAGACACUCGACAACACACAUAGCCCUUCAUACGCCUUCGAGUGCAAUGAGUCUGCCUGUCUUCAGGGUCAAGUUGGAUUGCGUGAGGGUCGAGAACAAUGUCGUCGAUCCGCCGCCUCUCCAUCCGGUCGUCCGCAGAAUGGCCGAGGGAUUCGCCGCAGCGUCAAAGCUCGGUGCCAAAUGAGCCACCUGCUUGGACUGAUGUGCAUAGCCCAUGUGACCUCUCUGUGUAUGUCUGUCGAUCAUUCAGUGGACAUCACCUACGGGGGUGUCCGCCUGCCUGAGGUCAGCCACAGCCACACAAACGCGCACGCGCAUCAAUGCGCCUACAACUUGGAUAUGUGUUUCUGGUGCAUUUGUCAGCGAUGAAGCUUCCUCCCGCCAUUCAGUAGGGCGUCGCAGCUAGGGAUCGUCUUCAGCCGCAGCAACGACGAGCUGCUUGACGUGCACGACGACGACUUCAGCACCAUCCCGGCCUUCCUCACCCAGCCAGGCCGCUACCCUAACGUCGAGGACCUCUUGCUCGAGCGCAUCGGCAGAUCGACGGGCGGCAACAGCGUCAUUGCCGCACCCCCCAACCCUCUCAGCCGCAUCGUGACGAAGGCCCUGCCGUCCUUGCAGCGGCUGCAGCUUAGCCAGAUUGCCCCGUCGAUCAGCGCCAGCUGUCUCUACUACCUGAAGGUUCGUUAGAGGCACGGGCACAGCCAUCCGUAUCCACUUAUUCAUCUGUUUAUUAUACUGUCAGGAUCGCACCGAGAAGCUGGAGGGAGUCGAGGUCCGCUGGCCGCGCCUGCCAGUGGAGCUGCCCCCUUUGGUGCUCGCCCCGCCCCUCGCCCCACCCGUCAAGCGGCUGCUCAUCACCAACAGCCGGAGAUCGAGAUCCUUCACGAGAGCAGCCACCGUCACUUCGCUCUUCAGUCUGGCCUUCCUGCUCAUGCCCGACACGGCCGACAUCACGCUGCGGUUGGCAGAUGCUGACACGGACCGGGGGGCGGCCUUGGCGCUUAUGCAGUGUGUGCGGCGGUGCAUGCGGUACUACGACGUGCAGCUGCCCAUGACCGACGAGGACCAGGGCGAGAACCCGCGGACGUUUGUCGUCAAGAUGACCAAGAAGGCCGGCGUAGACUGAUGGAUGGGUGCGUGGGCCAGGGAGGUCAGAGGAGACGAUAGAGUAGCCAGCCGGCCACGACAUGCAGCGACCUGUACAGAUUUCGUCGCUGCUACUUUGUAGCCGACUGACUGACUUGAGACUCGGCCUACACAUGAAUGGAUCCAUGGAUGGAACACAUGGAGUUGGAACGGUCAUUAUUUCCCGGGUACAUACCUGCACACUGUUGAAAAAGGCCACACUAAAGUGUCCACCGUCUGGUCCCCCUCCCGCCUUGAUGUUCGGACGGUGGUGUUGAUUAAUCGCACUCACUCACUCACCAUGCAGUGGUGACAGACAGACAGACACGUCAGCCAGUCAGUAUCCAUUCGUCCAUUCAUUCACACUGACUCAGAC